UAUUAACAUGUAUAACAUUUGUAUAAUAACAUCUAUACUGCCUGUACUCACUCUGCUGAUGUUGUCCACCUGGUAACAGGUGAUGGCGAUGAUGACACCGGUCAUGUGACCUUUUUACACCAGCUCUCAGCCACUCUUGUCAGGUGAACACAGCGGCAUGGCUCCAUCCUUCCACAGCGUCUCCCUCCUCUUCAUUUUUCUCCACGCAGCAGGUGGAUUCAUGGAGUUUGUGAAGGAUCAAUGUGUCUUUAACUCCACGGACCUGAAGGGCAUCGAGUUCAUCAGAUCUACUUACUUCAACAAGUUACAAUACACAAAGUUCAGCAGCUCAGUGGGGAAGUUUGUCGGGUUCACUGAACAAGGUAUGAAGAACGCUGCAGCCUCGAACAACAACAAUAUGUAUAUGGCCAGCAUAAGAGCAGCGAAGGAGACCAUCUGUCAACCCAACAUCCAGCGUAUGUACGACAAUAUUCUGACUAAGUCGGCUCAGCCCUACGUCAGGCUGCACUCUGAGACCCCCCUUGGUGGUAGAACUUCGUCCAUGUUGGUCUGCAGCGUCUAUGACUUCUACCCCCAGAAUAUCAUAGUGAGGUGGACCAGAGACGGACGGCCAGAGGCCACCGGUGUCUCUUCUACCGACGAGCUGGCAGACGGGGAUUGGUACUACCAGACCCACUCCUACCUGGAGUACACCCCCAGGUCCGGAGAGAAGAUCGCUUGUGUGGUGGAGCACAUCAGCCUGAGUAAACCUCUGGUUACCGACUGGGACCCGUCCAUGCCCGAGUCUGAGAGGAACAAGAUCGCCAUCGGAGGCUCAGGACUGAUCCUGGGUCUGACCUUGUCUCUGGCUGGAUUCAUCUACUAUAAGAGGAAAGGCAGAGGACGAAUCCUGGUUCCCAGUUACUGAACACAGUUGGUUCUGGUCUUGCUGCUCGAAAGAUCGUCUGGACUCGGAUACUCGCGUGUGUAAAAGCAGGACUGGAUCAGUGCCGGAUCAGAUGCUGGAUGUGAACUUUGCUUCUUCUACGUGUGAUUCACAGCUUUUCUAUAUGAAAUCAGUGUAAACGACUCAAUAACUGCUUUAAGUCAGAUGUAAUCCAGUUAUCUGAAUGAUUUGGGGCUCGUAGGUUGUGUGAUUGUUAGAUUCAUAUAUUUUUACUGGAGUGAAACGUUUUCUAAACACAAUAAACAACCAAACUCUGUGUGUUA
Molecule: messenger RNA, 1209 nt
Organism: Gasterosteus aculeatus aculeatus (three-spined stickleback)
Lineage: Eukaryota; Metazoa; Chordata; Actinopteri; Perciformes; Gasterosteidae
Product: H-2 class II histocompatibility antigen, E-S beta chain
Biological process (GO): antigen processing and presentation; immune response
Cellular component (GO): membrane; MHC class II protein complex
Source: RefSeq, a predicted model, not a curated record